Nicotiana tabacum (common tobacco) is the source of this 1289-nucleotide messenger RNA. Its product is annotated as protein STAY-GREEN homolog, chloroplastic. Lineage: Eukaryota; Viridiplantae; Streptophyta; Magnoliopsida; Solanales; Solanaceae. Gene Ontology annotation, biological process: chlorophyll catabolic process. The record is from RefSeq and is a predicted model, not a curated record.
GACUACGCAAGUAAGAAACCAAAACCAAUCCAAAAAAGGCAAAUUCCUGUUCUAACUUUUCCCUACGCCUACCUGAUCAUACUACUAUAAAAUAUUCAGUACUUAUCUUCAAAAUUUGGGAUUUGCCUUAAGAAUUUGCAGCUUAAAGAAGUAGUAGUUGUAGUUUAAUCCAUCCUCCUUUAGUUGUGAUCUUCAGAUAUAGCUUCAGCUUCAUAACAUAUCAGAUUCUAAUAAGAGUCUCAGAGAAAUGAGCACUUUGACCAUUUCUUUACUUCCAUCAAAUCUCAACGCUCAAAAAGAAAGCUCUCUUUUUGUAUACAAAACUAGAAGACUGUCCAAAAAGAGCCAAUCUAUAGUUCCUGUGGCAAGGUUAUUUGGACCUUCUAUUUUUGAAGCAUCAAAGCUGAAGGUUCUAUUCUUAGGUGUUGAUGAGAAAAAACAUCCUGGAAAUCUUCCAAGAACUUACACACUUACACAUAGUGAUAUUACUUCAAAACUCACUCUUGCCAUUUCUCAAACCAUUAAUAACUCUCAGUUACAAGGGUGGUAUAAUAGAUUGCAAAGGGAUGAAGUGGUUGCAGAAUGGAAGAAAGUUAAAGGGAAGAUGUCACUUCAUGUUCAUUGUCACAUUAGUGGAGGCCAUUUCUUGUUAGACUUUGUUGCUACCCUCAGAUAUUAUAUCUUCUGCAAGGAACUCCCCGUGGUUAUAAAAGCAUUUGUUCAUGGAGAUGAGAAUUUGCUAAAGAAUUACCCAGAGUUGCAAGAAGCUUUGGUUUGGGUUUAUUUUCACUCAAACAUUCCAGAAUUCAACAAAGUGGAUUGCUGGGGCCAACUCAAAGAAGCAUCCUCACCUUCUAGUGAAUUGGGUAAGACCCAAAUGGCUAGUAUAGCUACUACAACCACCAAUUGCAACUUGGAUUUACCACAACCUUGUCAACAAUCUUGCACAUGUUGCUUCCCCUCAAUGAGUUUGAUUUCCUGGUCCUCUUCAUCUUCACAAACUGGUUUACAAACUUUACAAGAUUGAAGUAAUUUACUGUCCUUGUAGGACUGUAAAAAGAUAAUAGGAGUAAUUCUUUAUUCUAAUGUAAAUUAUUUAAAAAUAUGCAUUUCGUUUUGAAGAUGGUGGUACCUUUUUUUAAAAACCGGAGAAAAAUAGGCAUUCGGUGUAUGUGUUGCGCCCUUACCACUAAAACAAAGCAUGAGUAUAAAGAUGUUGAUGCAUAGUAGUCAUGGACUUGGAUUGUAUCUAGUGUUGCAGCCAUCCCACGUUUCAUUGACUUGGUUUU